This is a messenger RNA of Staurois parvus, 549 nucleotides long. The record is from the annotation of a GenBank genome assembly. NCBI's taxonomy places the organism in Eukaryota, Metazoa, Chordata, Amphibia, Anura, Ranidae.
GAUGGAUACAAACAAAUAUAUACAAGAAGGCCAGAGGUUGAGACAACCCCUCAACCUCAGAAAUAAACUAAUCAGUAGGAAACUUCGUUCUGAUUAUGAUGUCACAAAUAAUGGAAGCAAACCCUGCAAUAAAAAAAACGCUGCAAACUGUGCAACCAAUUCAAUCCAUCAAAAAGUGUCAGACACUCAAAAGGGAUCUUCAAUAUCUCCAGAUCAUACAGCUGCACGUCCAGUAAUGUUGUGUACCUUAUCAAGUGCAGAAAAUGUAGCAAAGGAUCUUAUGUUGGCGAAACAGGACAGAAGUUGCAAACAAGGAUGAAUUUACACAUACCAUCAAGGAACAUAAAGAAGAUGACUUUUACACACCUGUGGGACACCAUUUCGGACAACCAGACCACACUUUGGGAGACCUCAAUAUUUUUGUUCUCGAAAGGAAAUUUCAAAUCCAUUCAGGAAAGAAAAACUUUUGAACUAAGAAUGAUAAUUCUAUUUGACACAAGAUAUAAUGGCCUUAAUUUGGACAUGGGAUUCCUCAAUCAUUCUCCAACA